CAGGCGUUUCCUCCCCUCUUGUCAUUGCCAUUGUGAUCAUGACGCAAGAAUGUACAAUCAAGAAGAUUAUCGACGUCUUAUCUGAGUUACAGGCUCAGUUAAAUGACAUACCAAGAUUACCUGAGUUACAGUCUCUAUCCAAGAAAUCUUCUGUUAACAACGAUGAACAACCAAGCGAGGAGAAAAGACCAUCUUGGUGUUUUCGAGUCAUAGAAAAAGUGAAAAAGGUUGGUAAAGCGAAGAAGGAUGCUUCAAGCCAUGCAAGCAACAGGGGAAACAUCGGCGACGAAGAAGCAGGUGCUCUCGAGAUCUUGAAAUUGCAGAGCGACAUUCGUCAAAUGAAAGCUGCGUUUGAGAAUCUGAGACAGUUUGAAACCAAUAUGAGCACGUCUUUGGAGCGUGGUCUUCCUUCAAAGAAACUAAACGCAAUACUGCAGAAAACGGAUUCAAUCAAGACCAGGUCUCAAGAUCUCAAGGAAAUCAGGAGAAAAGUAUUUAACUUGAAGUGCAUGAUCCCAUCAUUGCUCUACAAAGACUCAUCUAGAGGGUUAAGCAUCACGGAUUCUCAAACCGCUGAGGAAAACGGUCAGAUCAACGAGACAGGGAGCGACAUAUACUUGCCUGGACUCCACGUUUCUGAAGAUAUCAAAGAUUCGUUAGGUUUUAAAGAAGUUGUGGAAAAUUUUCAAGGCCUUGAGUUUACUCAGCAGCUAUGUUUGUUGUCCUUCUCAGUGUUUCCGGAGAACAAAGAGGUUAAAAGGACGAUGUUGAUGUAUUGGUGGAUCGGAGAAGGUUUCAUCUGUUAUGAAGAUUCUGAAAACUCAGUGACGAGGAUUCUUGAUGAGUUUUCAAGAAGAGGGUUACUUGAGCCUGUUGAAGAUGAGAGGAAACUGAAUCCAAGUAGUUAUAAGAUGGAGCCUCAUGUGCACUCUGCAGUUAUUUACUUAGCCACAACACUUUUGGGUCUAUUUGAUCUCUAUACUUCAAAAGGGAAGCUUACCAUGAAGAAAUCAGAGAAGCAAAUGGUCUGCCUAGUAAAAGGAUCCUCGUUGCUACGAGAGGCUAAAACAUCUGUAAUGGCACCGAAAACUUUGAACUCUGUUUUCAAUUCCUCUGAACGUUACCCUGACUUCACAUUCAAGUGGUUUCCGGGGAUGGAAUCACUAAGGGUGCUUUACUUAGGAAGAUGGGAAAGGACUGCAAAGCGUCACAUUGAAGUUGAGAGCACAGAGUUUCUUAAGCGUAUGAAGGACUUGAAGAAUCUCAGGCUUGCUAGUUUCCAAGGGAUCUCGAGGGUUGAAAAGCUUGAGAAUACCAUUUGUGCUCCUAAGUUAGUGAUCUUGGAUCUUAGAGCAUGCUACAAUCUAGAGGUUCUUCCUGAUGAUAUAGGCUCACUUGAGAAUCUGAUUUUCUUGGAUGUAUCUGAGUGCUAUAUGCUAGACCGCAUGCCUAAGGGGAUUGAAGAUCUCUCAAAGCUACAAGUUCUCAAGGGCUUUGUGAUUAGUGAGUCUGAUGAUGAAAAGAAUUGUGCAGUUAAACACUUGGUGAAUCUAAGGAAGCUGAGCAUAACCGUAAACAAAUACCUUUUCAAGGUGGAAAAUUUGAUGGAGUCAUUGAAAGGCCUCGGGAGACUUGAGAGUCUGAAAAUAGCAUGGGGAGCUCGAUUCUCGGAUGAAGACAGAAGAGGAGAAAAGGUUGAAGACACUGAUGAAGCAAAGGGGGGUGAAGAAACAACAAACGAGGAGAUGGAGAAGGAGAAGCAACGAGGUCAUGCAACAGAGGAGAAACAAAAAGAUGUAAAGGAACGAGAAGAUGAUCAAGAGGAUAAGAAGGGACAGACAAGCGAGGAGAAGAAAGAAGAUGGAAGAAAUGAGAAAGCUAAUCUAGACGAAGGAAAGAAGCACGACGAAGUAAAAGCAGAGAGCUUAAAAUCUGAGAAGACGGCAAGUGCUUCCCGAGAGGAAACAGGGACAAUCCAGAACAAGCCAGAUGAUCAGAAAGGGAAAAGCAAAGUGGAAGGUGAUGGAGAUAAGGGAAAGGAUAAACUAGAACAAGGAAAGAAGCAAGAUGAGGUGGAAGCAGAUAAAUCUAAAUCAGACAAUGGUGUUGAAGAAGUUAAGAAUGCGAGUCCCUCCGGAGAGUCAGCAGAGAUGAACCAGAAGAAGCCAGAUAAUAAAAGCGAAGUGGAAAAGGAAGAAAAUGGAGACAAAGGGAAGUCUGAUCUAGAGGAAAGAAAGAAGAAAGAUGAGGUAAAAGAAGAGAGCUCAAAACUAGACAAGGUUAUUAAGGGAGAUAAGAAAACAAGUCCACCACAAGAAUCCAAAGACACUGUUAAGUCAGAUGAUGACCAAAGAGGUGACAAACAAGAUGAGAAAGGAGAUGGAGAAAAGGAGAAGGUUAAUUUAGAAGAAGGAAAGAAGAAAGAUGAGGUAAAAGAAGAGAGCUCAAAACUAGACAAGGUUAUUAAGGGAGAUAAGAAAAAAAGUCCACCACAAGAAUCCAAAGACACUGUUAAGUCAGAUGAUGACCAAAGAGGUGACAAACAAGAUGAGAAAGGAGAUGGAGAAAAGGAGAAGGUUAAUUUAGAAGAAGGAAAGAAGAAAGAUGAGGUAAAAGAAGAGAGCUCAAAACUAGACAAGGUUAUUAAGGGAGAUAAGAAAACAAGUCCACCACAAGAAUCCAAAGACACUGUUAAGUCAGAUGAUGACCAAAGAGGUGACAAACAAGAUGAGAAAGGAGACGGAGAAAAGGAGAAGGUUAAUCUAGAAGAAGGAAAGAAGAAAGAUGAGUUGAAAGCAGAGAGCUCAAAACCAGACAAGGUCAUCGAGAAAGAUGAGAAGAAAACUCCACCACAAGAAUCCAAAGACAUGAUCCAGAGCAAGCCAGAUGAUCACAGAGAAAAUAGUAAAGUGCAGGAAGAAGGAGAUGGAGAAAAGAUCAAGCCUGCUUUAAAAAAGCUCGAUGGAGGAGAAGCAAAGACUCAGAAGUCAGACAAGAACAAGCUUGGAAAGAAAGUGAGCUUUUCAGAAGAAACGAUCCAGAAGAAGCCAGAUGAUCUGAAGAAAGACAACGCAACGGCGAAAGAGAUUCAUGAAUCAGCAUCACCAUCAAAACCUAAAAAGACAGCUCCCAAGGAAUCUGGAUCAAGUAAACCAAAAACGUUCAGGUUACCGAGAAAUGAAACCAAGAAACUGGGGAAAAGAGGGCAAGAAGAUUCAACAAUAGAUAAACUUCCUACGAGCUUAAAGAAGUUGGAGCUAGAAUGUUUCCCUGACAAGAAGCCUCCAAAUUGGUUAAAUCCCAAAAAUCUUGACAGUCUUGAAAAGCUCUCCAUCAAAGGAGGAAACCUUAGCAGAAUCAGUGACGAGGAUCCAACCGCAGAAAACAACUGCCGCAUUCAGAUCUUACGUUUGAAAUAUUUGCAUGAAUUCAAGGCUGAGUGGAAAGAUUUGCAGGCACAGUUUCCAAAACUGAAACUGUUGGAGAAAUAUCAAUGCCCGAAAGUCUCAUUCUGUCCCACAGAUGGUAAGGGAGUCUGGAGGUCACAGCAAUGCCAAGAUUAAGUUACAUAGUUUCUCAUCACUGCCAUAGCCACCUGUUAAGUUCCUUCUGUUUUAUAAACGUCAAGAGCCUUAGUAACUUCUCUAGAGAUUAUGUAUCUGUCUUCUGACACUCUCAAUAAAAGUACGUGU
This is a messenger RNA of Eutrema salsugineum, 3692 nucleotides long. RefSeq lists its product as uncharacterized. Lineage: Eukaryota; Viridiplantae; Streptophyta; Magnoliopsida; Brassicales; Brassicaceae. Gene Ontology annotation, biological process: defense response to other organism. The record is from RefSeq and is a predicted model, not a curated record.